UGAACGCACCGAUUUAGAGGGAGUGAGGGAAGAACAAAACACGAAAAAAUGCCCUGCAGACCGCAGCGGGUUGCAGCCGCAGUCCACGCGGGCCUGGGCAGUUUAGGAAGCGGUACUUUCUCUGCGGCCCCCGGCUGUCACCUGCGCCUCGCUCACUCUUACCACGCUGCAAAUUCCCUGAGUGGUUACAGCUGAGUGCAUAGCCAUCCCGCACCUUUGGCAUGAAUUCCCAGCGAAAUCUCACUUCCCAGGAGAGCCAGGCAAAAGGAAUUAGACAAAGGCUUCCCGCAACCCCGUUUGUUUUGAACUUGUAAAACGGCCUUAAGAAGCAUUUGGAGCUACUAGAGAGAGAAUGCAUUUUCUGGCUAGAACCUCACUCAGGAUUCUUUUGCCUCACAGCUUUGAGCGAGCAGAGAGCUGGGCGCGGGCGAGAUGGCCCUGGUGCCCUAUGAAGAGACCGCGGAAAAGGGGCUGCAGAGAUUUCACAAGCCUCUUGCCACCUUCUCCUUGGCAAACCACACGAUACAGAUCCGGCAGGACUGGAAGCAACUGGGAGUCGCAGCGGUGGUUUGGGACGCGGCUAUCAUUCUGGCCACAUAUCUGGAGAUGGGAGCUGUGGAGCUCAGGGGCUGCUCUGCCGUGGAGCUGGGUGCUGGCACGGGGCUGGUGGGCAUGGUGGCUGCCCUGCUGGGUGCUCAUGUGACUAUCACGGAUCGAAAAGUAGCAUUAGAGUUUCUUAAAUCAAAUGUUCAAGCCAACUUACCUCCCCAUAUCCAGCCCAGAGCUGUUGUUAAGGAGCUGACUUGGGGACAGAAUUUGGGGAGUUUUUCACCUGGAGAAUUUGACCUGAUACUUGGAGCUGAUAUCAUAUAUUUAGAAGAAACAUUCACAGAUCUUCUUCAAACAUUGGAACAUCUCUGUAGCAACCACUCUGUGAUUCUUUUAGCUUGCCGAAUUCGCUAUGAACGGGAUCACAACUUCUUAGCGAUGCUUGAGAGGCAAUUUACUGUGAGGAAGGUUCACUAUGAUCCUGAAAAAGAUGUACAUAUUUACAAAGCACAGAGGAGAAGCCUGAGGGAGGACUUAUAGUUGGCUAUAAUUUAUAAGAAUGUUGUCACUGAGUGUGUCAAUUAAGGUCUUAGACUGGGAAUAUAACCAUAUGUAAUGAAAUGGCUUACUGUACAAAGAGUCUAAUCAAAGGUUCUCAAAAGGCAAAGCAAAUGUGCAGUUUUAAAACAAAGCACUUUGUCCCAUUGCUGUGACUUUUUAGUUACGUUUUACUCACUCUGAAAUUCAAUUAACAUUAAAGGAAAGUGUGCAAUUUUGGUUUAUGUUGUUUCUGUAUCCCAUACUGCUCCCUCUCAAUAAACAAUUUUCACUGGU
Aethalodelphis obliquidens (Pacific white-sided dolphin) is the source of this 1383-nucleotide messenger RNA. RefSeq names its product methyltransferase 21A, HSPA lysine (gene METTL21A). The record is from RefSeq and is a predicted model, not a curated record. NCBI's taxonomy places the organism in Eukaryota, Metazoa, Chordata, Mammalia, Artiodactyla, Delphinidae. The transcript has 3 exons. Bases 433 to 1089 code for a protein of 218 amino acids. Gene Ontology annotation, cellular component: cytosol; protein-containing complex.